AGUGUCACCCUGGCCCCACCCCUAGAUUCACCCCUGGUGGUAAAAAGCUCAGUUUCAACAACAACAACAUUGUUUAUUGUCAUAGCAUAUUUAUUAUACUACAGUAUUCAGGUGAAGUCAAAGGCAAAGAGAUGUUUAAAUCUUCAGCAUCAACCAGCAAAUUCAUCCAUUCAUGAGAUAUUAUUUUACAAUAAUGACAAAGACUCUUCAUUUGUUUAAUAAAAAUGCCUUCUUUUUUUUUUUUUUAUUAACUGUUGCCUAUUAAUCGCCAUCAAAUCCCCGCUGACGUGUGAAUCCCUCCCCGCUUGGCACAGUCCUGGCGCAUGACGGAACACUGGGUCUGAGCGGAGGCUCCAGUGCUCGGGCGGCAGCAGCGGAGCUCUGUGGCCGCUCUCCUCACUCCGCGAUUGGACGGAGCGAGUCACGUUAUCCGUGGAGCUGUCAGUGUGCUGCUGCACCAUUGUUCCCCCUCCCCAGCAGCCGGAAGAGUUGCCUGUGAAAGGGACUGCGAUGUGCGUCAGUUGUGCCGGUUGGCCCCAGGACCCAGUUCACGCUCCACUGGAACCCGGUACCGGGCUUUAAAUGGUCUCACACACACGCUGGUUGGAGGAUUUCCGCAGGAGAGGAAGACGGUGACAUGGUUCAGAGAAGGAGGCUGUGAGGUCCAUUGAAAGAGAGAGAGAGAGGCGUCAGUGACUGGAUGAGAGUAACAGAAAUGAAUGAACGGACGUGGGUCCCUGCAGCAUAAAUAUAUUUAACUGAAGGUGCAGAUGCGGCCGGCCAUGAGCGGAAUACUGAAGAGGAAAUUUGAGGAGGUGGAAGCCACCUCCUCCCCGUGCUCUUCCCUGCGGGAGUCUGAUGAUGAGGUCUCCUGCAGCGAGAGUGGGGAUAGCAGUGACAGUGUCAACCCCUCAGCCUCAGGCCCUUUCACCCCUGAUUCAAUAUUGAAGCGAGAGAAGCGUCUGCGCACACGGAGGGUGCAUUUCGAGAAUGUGACGGUUUACUACUUCAGCCGGCGGCAGGGCUUCACCAGCGUGCCCAGCCAGGGCGGCAGCACACUGGGCAUGUCCAACAGACACAGCUGGAUCAGGCAGUACUCACUGGGUGAGUUUGCCCUGGAACAGGAGAGGAUCCAUAGAGAUAUGCUCCGAGACCACCUGAAGGAGGAGAAACUCAACUCAAUCAAACUCAAGCUGACUAAGAACGGCACGGUGGAGUCGGAGGAGGCCAACACGCUCACGGCAGAGGACAUCUCCGACGACGAUAUUGACCUGGACAACACAGAGGUAGACGAGUACUUCUUCCUGCAGCCGCUUACCACUAAAAAGCGCCGGGCUCUGCUGCGUAUCUCCGGGGUAAAGAAGAUUGAUGUGGAGGAGAAACAUGAACUGCGGACCAUCCGGAUGUCCAGGGAGGACUGUGGCUGUGAUUGCAGAGUCUUCUGUGACCCCGAGACAUGUGCCUGCAGCAUCGCGGGGAUCAAGUGCCAGGUGGACCGCAUGUCAUUUCCAUGUGGUUGCACAAAAGAGGGCUGCAGCAAUUCGACCGGCCGAGUGGAGUUUAAUCCCAUCCGUGUUCGGACCCAUUUCUUGCACACUAUAAUGAAGCUUGAACUGGAGAAGAGUCGCGAGCAGCAGCAGGCGGCCCCAGCCAAUGGUUACCGCGGCGAAACCAACGACCUGGCAAGCGGGAAUCCUCUGGUGCAGUCCCAGCACAGGUUGGAAUACUCGCUGUCCGACACCGGGCCACAGACGGCUGGCGUCCACCUGCAGAACAUGGACGAGAUGGAGGAGCCGCUGGACGACGAGGAAGAGGACGAAGAAGACGAGGAGGAGGAGGAAGAGGAGAAUGAAGACGACGAGGAUAGUAGCAGCGUUUGCAGCGGACUCUCUGACUCCAGCACACAGAGCUUAGCGAACAGCGACUCUGAGGAGGAGGAGGAUGAAGACGAUGAGGAGAAGUCUGAAAACUUUGGGGACGACUUGACGGCCCCGCCGGUGUUGCACACUGAUGUGGUCCCCUUGUCCGCUGUGCUGUGUUACAGUGACAGCUCUGUGUCACAUGACAACCACAUGAAUGGAAACACUUAUUUAAUGAACUCCCCCUCGACUGAGUACUAUCAGCUGGGGAGCUCCGGUAGCGUCUCCAGCGGCCAAACCAGCCAACCCAGUGAACCCUAUGGGGAAGCCUUAGCAUUCCAAGAUCCAGUCGGCAUGACCAACGGCAGCGCGGCACAAGGGCCGUUCAACGUGGCCGCCGGGCAGUACACGGACUACUCCAAUCAGGCUGCAGAACAAUACACAGCCAACCACCCCUUCACCCUGGCCAACGGGGCUCCGGCGGCGCCUCUGACAUGCUUCACGGCGGAUCCGGAGAAGAAGGUGCUGUCCAAGGCGGCGCUUGUGGAGCCGCCUGAAAACCAGAACCAGACGCAGUUCCAGAACUACCUGAACAAUAACUCCCAGAGCUCCUACAGCUCGUGUAUGACAGCUGAGCCGCCACAGCAAGACUCUGGCGUUAAUAGACAAUCCGACCUGACCUUACUAGCGAACAGUACUAAGAACCUCCCUUUACCAGACCAUUGCCCCGAGGUCACAGCCAUUUAGUGAGCCACAUGUUCUUAAGUGUUCUUUUCACCGUCGCGUCUUCACUGGAGCCUGACCCAGUGGUGUUUUAAAGGGAACAUAAUCAUGGCCUUUUUUUCUUUAAAUGAUCUGACCUUGCAUUUCAAAGCAAUUCACAUUUCAUCUGUAUCUAUAAAGCCAUAGGCUGAUGGACACUGAAGGUUUCUGCACUGCAGCGAGGAGAGGAAAAAAAAAAAAUCAAAUCAAAAUAUCAGUUAUGUCAUGCUGUGCAAUGUAUCUUGUAAUUUCAGAUGUAAAGUUCUAGUUUAAAGCAGAUAUCGUUCUGUAAAUGUUACUUUUCUAUGUCUACUGUUUGUGUCAGAUGUGCAAAAAAAAAAAAGGUUUAUUGUCAGUUUAUUUAUUGUUUUUCUGAAUUAUGUGCAUACUUAUAUAUUGUAAAUGUUUUGAUAACGACGUGCAUGCUGUUUUAGGCGAAUCUCUGUGACAUUUGGGCAGAAAAAAACAACUGCUAUUGUUUUAUAUAUAUAUAAAAAAAACGUGUUGAAUACAUAAUGUACAUUUCUCUUUUUCUUUUUGUCACUAUUAUUAUAUGCUUUUCUAUAUGGUUUGGAAAAGCAUGAACAAUAGCCUGAUCUCUUAUUUGUAUGUUGUAUUGUAUGGAAUACAAUAUCAAUAGCAUAAAAUGUCGUCCCACAUGCGAGAAUCAAUUCACAGCCUUUUGCACUUAACUGGUGGGGGUCCCGGUGGCAUGCGGCUGGUUUUAACUGAUGAAUACUUGAACGGUGUAAAACUUACAGCCCCUCACGUCUCCUUCCCCCCGUUCACUGCAAGUGUCGCUGCAAAUGAAGAUUUAUCCUCUGAAGCAUUUCAUUAACAGAAGGAUAUUAAUAAAGUAGCACUUUGACAUAUCUCUGAAAAGUACAAGAAGCUCUAUGACUCAUCAUAGACAAUAGAACUAUCUUCAUCAUUUAAUUAGCGUAACAGGCUUGAUUUGAGAAAAGUGUUAAUCGCUGCAUAAGCUACAUUAUGCGGUCUAAGAACUAAGAUGUUUAUUUAUGUGGAUCCAAUAAUGAUAAUGAUUUGUUCCAGUGAAACGUUAAGUGCAAUAGUUGAAGGGGUUUUCUCAUUAAGAGGAACUGAGAUUGAUUUUAAUUAACAGUCUUUUUCACUUGCAUUGGUUUUAUAAAAGAAUCAAGAAGCCACAGUUUUAAUAAUUGUAUACGGGGGGAAACAAAUGUUCAAGGUUGACAAUCAAAGCUUAUUAUCAGACGUGAUUCACUUCAGUAUUCACCAGAUGACUCCUGAGUCCUAUGAGCCAUUGAAAACCACAGCCAGAUGACGAGAAGUCUUCACCAAAAAUCUGUAAAUAGCCUUUUACCACAUCUUCGUAAAAAUAACUGACGAGAAAAGGGAAAUUGAAAGUUACUGCUCAACAACCUGGAGACUGCAAUAAUUCAGUGAACAGUACUACAGUAAUAUGUCGCUGAGCUCUUUGCUCCUGCAUGAUCACAGGUAUUCGUCCCUCUUCCCAGCUUGCAAACAUCUGCCCACUGUUUAUAAUCUCGGGGGUUUAGCACCGACGCUCUGUUGAUCAUGCGUCAGUGGCAUCAGCACGGCCCGUCAGUACAGGCUCAUUGUGCCAACGCAUAAAGAGUGUGAAGGCUACAGACACGAUAAUGACACAGUGAAGAAUCCUGUGUUUCAUUUUAUUUUCCAGUAUUUAUUAUGAAUGAUAUAUUGAGAUGUUGUAUUUAUUGUGGUUUACUAAAAGUCUGUAUUGAGUAAAUUGCUUCACUAUCUUGGAAUAGUCUUUCUUUGUUUCAUGCUGGUUGUGAGUUGUACAGCUUUAUGUGCCUAAUUUAUUUACUGGGAUCUCAUAUUCCAUGAAAUGCACAUGUUUUGCACAAAGUUUUUUCCAAUGUGUUUGUUUUUUGUUCCCCCCCCAGGUGUAGAUAAGACAAGUUAAUUUUCAAUUGCUUCGUUUUUGACAUGAUUUUGGAAUAUGUUGAAUUAAAAUUGCUCUUUUGAUCUUA
This is a messenger RNA of Hippoglossus stenolepis (Pacific halibut), 4618 nucleotides long. RefSeq names its product cysteine/serine-rich nuclear protein 3. Gene Ontology annotation, cellular component: nucleus. Lineage: Eukaryota; Metazoa; Chordata; Actinopteri; Pleuronectiformes; Pleuronectidae. Gene Ontology annotation, biological process: regulation of transcription by RNA polymerase II. The transcript has 6 exons. Gene Ontology annotation, molecular function: sequence-specific DNA binding; DNA-binding transcription factor activity, RNA polymerase II-specific. Bases 771 to 2606 code for a protein of 611 amino acids. The record is from RefSeq and is a predicted model, not a curated record.